Postia placenta MAD-698-R-SB12 is the source of this 546-nucleotide messenger RNA. RefSeq lists its product as hypothetical. The record is from RefSeq and is a predicted model, not a curated record. The coding region runs from base 1 to 546 and encodes 181 amino acids. The transcript is spliced from 4 exons. NCBI's taxonomy places the organism in Eukaryota, Fungi, Basidiomycota, Agaricomycetes, Polyporales, Adustoporiaceae.
AUGGCUUUGGGUCUGGUCAUACUCGCAUUCAUCUUUCUGUUUCAUUUUCAGAGCGUUUUCUGUCAGACUUUCCGGCCUGCUGCUGUUCCACUCGCCGUGAGAUCACCAUACUUCAGUGCAUGGCAGAACACCACGAUAGGGACCAACGUCGCUGACGAAUGGCCACAGUUCUGGAACGACAAUGAGAAUAAUCCUAAUCCUAUCCUCGGCUGGGCAGGUAUUAUUCAGGUCGAUAAUGUCGCCUACAAAUGGCUAGGCGCAGACACUGUCUCGAAGACAGCCAAUCUCUCCGGCAUACAAGUCACGCCCACCCGCACAAUCUACACAAUUCAGGCUGGUCCGAUGGAUGUCAUUGUCACCUUUCUCACACCAAUCGAGAUUGGGUCCGACAAUCAAUACCCUUUUCCUAUGUCGCAGUCAACGCUAGCUCCAACGACGGGCAGCCGCAUCAUGUACAGCUCUAUUCUGAUAUCAGUGCAGCAACCGAAGUGCCUUGGCCCAGUGGAGCACAAACUCGACAAGCUCGUUGCUUUAUCAUCAAAUUGA